AUGUGUGUGGUCAUUAAUUUGGAUGUUGUGUGCCUGGUGUGUUUGCAUCAUUCCGCAGAAAUGCAUAGCAUCUUUGAUACGGCAUCCGAUGAGAAUGAUAUUCAAAUAGCCCAAAAGAUUUCCACAUUGUCAAAGCUGAAGGUGGAUUCCAAAAAUGAGCAUUUACCGGAUAAGAUAUGUGAUGGUUGUCUAAAAGAUCUCAAGGCUGCCUGGAGAUUUCAUAGGAAUUGUCAAACGGCAGUGGCUGUUUUUCAGAGUAUCCUCAAACCAAUACUAAAGCUACGAGAACAAACAGAAACGAAAAGUAUUGAAAAUCAGGAAUCGGAAGACAAUGUUACGAACGAACCAACGUCUUCUUCCUCCUCGGGUGAACAACACGGAGCCGUAGAAAUGACAAUUAAAGAAAUGUUCGAUGAAGACCAGCCGGACCAUCAACUAGCAGCUGUAAUUGAAAGCACGGAUGAACAAGAUAUUGUUGAUGAGUCGUCCAUGGUUGCCGAAGAGGUGGAGGAGGAAGAAGAAGAAACAGCUGUUAAAGAAGAAACCGUCAACAAAUUUGUGGAACUAAAUCAAUGCAUUACCGAAGAAGACCACGAGGAAGAUUUUCAAUCGGUCGAUGAUGGUGCCACCUAUGAAACUCAAGGACUUGUAGAGUAUUAUUUAACGGAUGAUAAUGAAGAAAUCAAAAGAGUUAGUAAGGCAAAACAGCCCAGAAUACUGAAAAGCGAAAAAGAUACUUCGACCAUAGCAUCUAAGAAAAUGAUUGUUCAGUCUGCAAGAGAUGACACAAAUGUAUCCACUUCAAGUAUGGCAACCAGAGGAAUUGUUACUCGGGCACUGGAACGAAAAUCGGAAGCAUCGAAAAUUGUGAAAUUUGCUACUGCCGCAAGACGAAAACAAAUUCAAUAUCAACCCGCCACAUCGAAAACAUCCCAACAACAAAGGAUCCCACAACAAACAAUUGAUUCGGAAGACAAUGCAAGUCAAAGUAAUGCCGAAUCUGAGACAAGUUCACGCAAACGGAAAGCAGGCACAGCGGCAGGAACGAGGGUUCCAAAGAUAUGCGAAAUAUGUGGCAAUUCGUAUCGCUUCCAGCAUGCCCUCAAUGCCCAUAUGCGUCGUCAUUUCGACGAUAAACCUUUUCCCUGUGAAAUGUGCUCCAAGGCAUUUGUUUCCAAUGUGGAACUGCGUCGCCACAUGCGCGUACACACUGGCCAGAAGCCGUAUGCCUGUCAGUAUUGUGAUCGUCGCUUUUCCGAUUAUGGAUCCCGGAUAAAACAUGAACGCACCCACACCGGUGAACGACCAUACGGUUGUGCAACAUGUGGCAAAACAUUUGCCUAUCCUCAUGUCCUGUCCGUUCAUCUGAGAACCCAUACGGGUGAAAAGAAAUUCAAAUGUAGUUAUUGUCCCAAAGGAUUUACGAAGAAAGCGUAUUUAAUUACCCACAUGGAUACGUAUCAUAGCAACGUGGGAGAUGUUACAACAUAUGAAUUGACUAUGGAGGAUGAUGAUGGGGAUAACGUCGAAACCGAUAAUGAACAAUUGGGGGAUGCAAUGUUUACACCCGAGUUCAUUAUUGAUGACCAACAACAGGAACAUCAAGAUAGAGGUCAAAUUGAUAAAAGUCAUCACCACAAACUGGAAGAAGGUGACGGAGAUGAUGAUGAUAAUGAUAAUAAUGUUGAUGAUGACGAUAACAGAAAUGCCCAAAUGCUAGUACCAAAAUCACUUUUACGCCUGAAAAGUGAAAAUAAUACCGAAGAUGAUAACGAUGUACAAGAAGUUGAAAUCCAUUUGGAUGAAUAUACAAUAAGAGUACGAUAA
Musca vetustissima is the source of this 1827-nucleotide messenger RNA. Its product is annotated as zinc finger and SCAN domain-containing protein 30. The record is from RefSeq and is a predicted model, not a curated record. Gene Ontology annotation, biological process: central nervous system development; regulation of transcription by RNA polymerase II. Bases 1 to 1827 code for a protein of 608 amino acids. Gene Ontology annotation, cellular component: nucleus. NCBI's taxonomy places the organism in Eukaryota, Metazoa, Arthropoda, Insecta, Diptera, Muscidae. Gene Ontology annotation, molecular function: RNA polymerase II cis-regulatory region sequence-specific DNA binding; DNA-binding transcription factor activity, RNA polymerase II-specific; zinc ion binding. The transcript has a single exon.